CAUCCAAAUAUAACGUCGGACGAUGUUCAAGUUCAACGCGUUCGUCGGGCGUCGCCGACAAGUCAUCGAUGCGUUGUGCACGUUUAUGCUGAUCAUCGCGUGCCUGUUCAACAUCGCGGUGUCGCCGUACUGCAUGUGCGUGAUGGAGUCGUGUCACAAGCACGAGUUGACGGCCGUGUUGGUGCGAGUCAAAACCGUAAUGCCCCAGACCGUGGCCGUAGUGUGCCUGGUGAUUCGGGCCAAGACCAUGUUGCACAGCGCGAACGGCGAGUUCCGCGAGUACGAGGACAAGGCGCGCGAGUACGAUGCAUGUUUCCUGGACCGGGUCGGCGGCGCUUUCGUCGCGUUCAUCGUGUCCGCGUACGCCGUUACCAUACUGCCGAUAAACGCGUACCGCUUGUACCUGAUCUACCGGGACGUCCGCGACCACACCGUCACCGCGUUCUUCAUGCUCAUGUACGUGCAAAACCUGUGCACGUGUUCGACAGAAAUCCACUACGUGGCGCGCUGUUCCAGACUGUACCGGCGGUUCUGUCGGAUCAACGAGGACGUGUCCACGCUCAAGUUGGCGACGGUCGCCGCGAACCGGUACCCGUCCGUGUUGCUGCAAUCGGCCGACGGACGCGACGACGACGACAACCGACGCCGCGGGACGAUGUCUUGGACGCGUCCCAUGGCCGGCGACGUCGAGCUGCUCCGGAUGAGGCACCAGUGCGUCCGGGACGCGGUCGGUGACCUGAACGACUUGUACGGCGUCCAGCUGCUGUUGUCCCUGUGCAUCCUGUGCUUGAUGACCGUGAUCGACACUUACGGCGAGAUGUUCCGCAAGUACUCGUUGGCCAGAUCACAGGCGUUCCUGUACGUGUGGCUGACGCACUAUUCCUUCAGACUGUGCGCGAUCGUGUUGACGACGCAUUUUACGAUGAAACAGGGGUAUAGAACAAAAACGCUUGCAUCUGACAUAAACAAUCGAAUUUUAGAUACCAGCACAAAGGAAGAGUUGUACUUGUUUUCCAAUCAAAUAUUACGUAGUUCACUGGAAUUCACUACCUGCGAUUUUUUCACAUUAAACGCUCACUUCAUUACUUCUACUAUUUUCGCAGUCAUAACAUAUUUCAUUGUGUUGUUUCAAUAUGUUCGCUAAACGAAAGAAAAUAGUAAUAAUACAGACAAAUAAAUACGUAUA
Metopolophium dirhodum (rose-grain aphid) is the source of this 1186-nucleotide messenger RNA. RefSeq lists its product as uncharacterized. NCBI's taxonomy places the organism in Eukaryota, Metazoa, Arthropoda, Insecta, Hemiptera, Aphididae. The coding region runs from base 23 to 1144 and encodes 373 amino acids. Gene Ontology annotation, cellular component: axon; dendrite; membrane. Gene Ontology annotation, biological process: sensory perception of taste. The transcript has 4 exons. The record is from RefSeq and is a predicted model, not a curated record.